CGUUAAUCACCUAUAAAUUUGAAAAUUCAAUAAUCUAGCUAGAUCUACGUCGAAAUCUGAUGGCUCAAUCAGGUGCUGAGAAGUCGGAUCUUGGCUACAACUCGUUGAGAUCAUCAGAAAUAGGGAGGAGAAGCAUGGUGAUUGGAUUACUGAGGUUGGUGGCUCUUUUAGCCACAUUAUCUGCUACUAUAGUGAUGGCCCUUAAUAAAGAAACCAAGACUUUUGUGGUUGCUACCAUUGGUACUAGUACUGUCAAAGCUACACUUACUGCCAAGUUUCAAGAUACCACAGCAAACAUAUUCUUUGUUGCGGCUAAUGCAUUGGCUACGUUGCACAACCUGUUGGUGUUAGUCGCAAUGUUCUUUGGAAACAAGAUCGAUCCAAAAGGAGUUCGCUUUAUGGCUAUCCCUAUUUUAGAUAUAACAAAUUUAGCUAUAUUAUCCGCUGGAACAACUUCUGCUGCAUAUAUGGCCGAGAUAGCAAAAAACGGGAAUUCUCAUGCACAAUGGAACAAAAUUUGUGAUAAAUUUGCGACCUUUUGUAGCCAUGGUGCUGGUGCCAUUCUAGCUUCAUUCCUAGGCCUUGCUAUCUUUCUCGUUGUUAUUCUCCUCUCUACUAUUAAACGUCAUAAAAUUGAGAACAAAAGUGAUGCCUCAAUCCAAAUGUAAUGUUUAAGGGCUUUAAUGAUGUUGUGCCUUUGUUGUUUUUUUUUUAGGUUUCAUUAUUAUCUUGUAUCCUUGUA
This is a messenger RNA of Beta vulgaris subsp. vulgaris (sugar beet), 742 nucleotides long. RefSeq names its product CASP-like protein 1B2. The transcript is spliced from 3 exons. The record is from RefSeq and is a predicted model, not a curated record. The coding region runs from base 60 to 668 and encodes 202 amino acids. NCBI's taxonomy places the organism in Eukaryota, Viridiplantae, Streptophyta, Magnoliopsida, Caryophyllales, Amaranthaceae.